Symbiodinium necroappetens is the source of this 878-nucleotide messenger RNA. Lineage: Eukaryota; Dinophyceae; Suessiales; Symbiodiniaceae. The record is from the annotation of a GenBank genome assembly.
GCUCAGAGAACCUCAAGUACGAUACCUCUGCCUUCGAGGAAGCAAACAUGCGAGCGCUCGCAGCCCAAGUCGAACAGGUAUCAACUUUCAGCCUGAUGCAAGUCCGCGACCUGCACUACCGCAUCCCGGACCCUGCCAAUGUGGUGCCGCCGAGCUUCCAGCAGCCGCCGCUACUCCCGGGCACGCCUGCAGGAGUCACGUACUCCGUCUCCAAUCCCGAGCUCACGGAUGUGCAUCGACCCGCAAGUCCCGAUCCUUGGACAGCUUCUACGAUUGUCAGCGAUCCUGAGGAAGGGGACUUGGAAGCCACCACAAUUCUGUCGGUGUUGCUUCUCGUGCUAGUCUUUCUACAGAUUGAGCCAAGGGUCGAAGUGAGGUGCCGCCUCGCCGAUGAUGCUGACAUGGCAGAUCGCUCCAGUUCGCGCAGUCAUGUCACAGAGGGCGAGCUCUUCAUCCCCUUUUCGGUCCUCCCCGCGAAAGGAUUCGGUGUGGCGUCGGAAGCUGCUGUGGGAAUUCGGCUGCGGAGCGUCGAAGGUCUUCCGGACAUCGGCUCCACGAGGUUGGUCAUCGGCUUUCGCUUUGGUACCCUUGUCUCGGAGAACCGCGUCGGCAAGGGGAAGGAGAUCAGCGUCAAGACCCAGCUGGGCCUGGUUUGCCAAGACAGUGCCUGGGUUCCAGAGGCCACGCAGAGCAGCGGCCUGGUUCGGGUCGUGCUGCCUCCACCUCUCUUGGACCUCGCUUCCAAGGGCAUCUCCUGCAGGCUCAAGGCAUGCCGUGCACGGCCCAAAGCCGUGGCUUCCUUGGGGCAUGCCGCGGCGCCGCGGCUUUUCUUCGCCCUCGCCUCGCUCCUACGUCUCUGUGAGACGCAUCAGCCAUAG